Molecule: messenger RNA, 5564 nt
Organism: Carcharodon carcharias (great white shark)
Lineage: Eukaryota; Metazoa; Chordata; Chondrichthyes; Lamniformes; Lamnidae
Product: 1-phosphatidylinositol 4,5-bisphosphate phosphodiesterase gamma-1-like
Exons: 32
Coding region: 533-4432 (1299 amino acids)
Biological process (GO): positive regulation of epithelial cell migration; phosphatidylinositol-mediated signaling; phospholipid catabolic process
Molecular function (GO): calcium ion binding; phosphatidylinositol-4,5-bisphosphate phospholipase C activity; protein binding
Source: RefSeq, a predicted model, not a curated record
GUGCUGUUUCCUUUGGGCUCGGCUGUGCCUUUCGACCGUGUCGAUUCCACUUGGUCUAAAACUGACAAAAGAAAAAGAGGGGAUUAUAUAUAAUAUAUAACAUAUAUAUGUAUGUGUGUUUGUAUGUAUGCGUGUAGAUAUAUACAUAAUAUAUAUAUAUAUAUUUUGAGGAGUACUCAGCCAUCUUCAAUGCGUUUGCCAGUACAACCGAGGAUUUGACAGCCAGGGGAAGAACGUCCAGACAUCCACGAAACAGGCAAGGAUCCAACACCGCAUCAUUGGAGCAAUUUCCACUGGCAUUUCUUUCCACGUUUAAUUGUACGAAUAUGUAUUAGAGGAGGGAACCCCAGUAUCCGCUGACUUGUACCCUGGCCAGCAGGAGACCGAUUUACUGCGAAAAAUUAAGGCAGGGGGAAGGGACAGUUUAUAAUUCUAUUUAAAAUACGUGUUUUUAUUUUCGUUGCUGUUCGAUCGAAUCGGGUUUAUUUACUUUCCUCAAAUUUAAAACAAUCUCUUGGAUGAUGCUCUGAAGAUGUCAGUGUCCAGGGUCGGUUUUCCAAACGGAUUUUUGCUGGAAGAUGGGAGGAUGGAGGCAGAAGUUAGCAGGAUCAUCCGAAACUUGGAGCUGGGGACUGUCAUGACUCUGUACUAUCAGAAAAAAUCCCAGCGACCGGAGAGGAAAACUUUUCAGGUUAAACUAGAAACCAGGCAGAUCACCUGGUGCAGGUCGUGCGACAAGAUCGAAGGCGAAAUCGACAUUCGGGAAAUUAAAGAAAUUCGGCCUGGGAAGAAUUCGAGAGAUUUUGAACGUUACCCAGAUGAUGCACGCAAACUGGAUGCUACUCUGUGCUUGGUCAUUCUGUAUGGAAUGGAGUUCAGGCUGAAAACACUAAGUCUUUCAGCAUUCAAUGAGGACGACGUCAGUUUAUGGAUAACCGGAUUGAACUGGCUGGUGCAGGAUACCCAGAAGUCACCGACACCCCUCCAGGUAGAAAGGUGGCUCAGAAAGCAGUUUAGUCUGAUGGACAGGAACAAAGAAAACAGUAUCACUGUGAAGGAUCUAAAGGUCAUGCUUCCUCAAGUCAACUACAGAGUCCCAAAUAUGAGAUUCCUGCGGGACAGGCUAUUGGAAGUGGACACAAGGGUGGAUAUGAACUAUGCGCAGUUCAUUCUUUUCUACAGAAACCUGUUGUUUGAUGCACAGAAAUCGAUAAUUGAGCAGCUGGAGCUAUCUUUCCCUCUGAGGAAUGUGGAGAGGCCUGAGCUGUGUCAAGUUACGCUGUAUGACUUCCAGAAGUUUCUGCAAUAUGAUCAGAAGGAAAGCUGGGCAAAUGACACCAACAAAGUCCGGGAGUGCAUCUUUAAUUACUUUAAAGACCCCUUGCGGGAGAUAUCAGACCCUGUUUUACAACUGGAUGAGUUCUUGGCCUAUCUGUUCUCUAAAGAGAACAUGAUUCUGGAUUCAAGGUUUGAACGUGUGACUUUGGAAGAAAUGAACUACCCCCUUUCUUAUUACUGGAUCUCUUCAUCACACAACACGUAUCUGACUGGAGACCAGUUUUCCAGUGAGUCAUCAUUAGAAGCCUAUGCCCGAUGCCUGAGGAUGGGAUGUCGCUGCAUAGAAUUGGAUUGUUGGGACGGCCCAGAUGAUCUGCCAAUUAUUUACCAUGGGCACACUCUUACCUCCAAAAUAAAAUUCCUGGAUGUGCUGUACACAAUAAAGGAGCAUGCCUUUGUCACCUCAGAGUAUCCGAUAAUCCUCUCUAUUGAAGACCAUUGCAGUGUUGUGCAGCAGCGAAAUAUGGCAUCUCAUUUCAAGAAGGUGUUUGGGGACAUGCUGCUGACCAAACCUGUAGACAUCAAUGCAGAUGAACUCCCAUCGCCCAGUCAACUGAAGAAAAAAAUCCUGAUAAAGCACAAGAAACUGGUGGAAGGCAACCUGUACGAAGAGGUCUCAUCAGCCAGCUACUCAGAAAAUGACAUCAGCAAUUCUAUUAAAAAUGGUAUCCUGUAUUUAGAGGACCCUAUUGACCAUAACUGGAGCCCACAUUACUUUGUCCUGACUAGUAAUAAGAUCUAUUACUCUGAGGAAACAUCCAGGUACCAGAACAAUGAGGAUGAAGAGGAAGAAGAACAGAAAGAGCAGGAGUUCAACAACAAUGAUCUGCACUUCAGCGAGAAGUGGUUCCAUGGAAAACUCGGUGGCGGGCGAGAUGGUCGUCAGAUAGCUGAGAAGCUUCUCCAUGAGUAUUGCACAGAGACCGGCGGAAAGGACGGCACCUUCCUUGUGCGGGAGAGCGAGACAUUUGUGGGCGAUUACACCCUGUCUUUCUGGAGGUCGGGGCGGGUUCAACACUGCCGCAUCCAUUCCCGACAAGAAGCUGGCACCACCAAGUUCUACCUGACUGACAACCUGGUCUUUGACAGCCUCUAUACCCUGAUCAGUCAUUACCGGGAGGUUCCUUUGCGCUGUAAUGAAUUUGAGAUGAGACUAACUGACCCAGUACCACAACCAAAUGCUCAUGAAAGCAAAGAGUGGUACCAUGCCAACCUUACACGUCUACAGGCUGAGCACAUGCUAAUGAGAGUGCCGCGGGAUGGAGCCUUCUUAGUGCGUAAAAGGAAUGAGCUCAACUCAUACGCCAUAUCCUUCCGAGCGGAGGGGAAAAUUAAACACUGCCGGAUCCAGCAGGAGGGACGCCUCUUCAUGCUCGGUAGCUCAGCAGAAUUUGAGAGCCUGGUGGACCUGGUGAAUUAUUAUGAAAAGCACCCUCUGUAUCGUAAAAUGAAACUGCGGUACCCAAUCAAUGAGGAAACCUUGGAGAAGAUGGGCACAACAGAACUGGACUAUGGGGCCCUGUAUGAAGUGCGGACUCCUCAUUUUUAUGUUGAAGCCAAUAAGAUGCCAACUGCAAGGUGUACAGUUAAAGCGCUGUAUGAUUACAAAGCCCAGAGGGAGGAUGAGCUAUCCUUCUGUAAACAGGCCCUGAUCCACAAUGUCGACAAGCAAGAUGGUGGAUGGUGGCGUGGUGACUAUGGGGGUAAAAAACAGCUGUGGUUUCCAGCAAACUAUGUGGAGGAGAUAACCAACACACUGGUUCCUGAACAGGACGAAGCGUCUGUGGAAAACAGCCCACUGGGAAGUUUCCUCAAAGGAUUUAUUGAUGUUCCAACAUGUCAUGUCGUUAUUCAGAAGGAAGGGAAAGGAAGCAAGCAGUACGUGUUCACCAUCCACUCCCAACAAAUGUCCCACCCUGUGCAGAUGUUGGACGUGGCUGCAGAUAGCCAAGAGGAUCUGAAUGACUGGGCUGCCAAGAUCAGGGAGGCAACACAGAAUGCAGAUGCCAGAAUGCAAGAAGGAAAAAUAAUGGAAAGGCGAAAGAAGAUUGCACUGGAAUUGUCAGAGCUGGUCGUCUACUGCCGCCCUGUGCCUUUUGAUGAAGAAAAGAUCGGAACAGACAAGGCCUGUUACAGAGACAUGUCGUCCUUCCCCGAAACAAAGGCAGAAAAAUACGCCAACAAAAGCAAGGGCAAGAAGUUUCUUCAGUACAACCACCGGCAGCUGAGUCGUGUCUACCCCAAGGGGCAACGCCUGGACUCUUCCAACUAUGACCCACUGCCCAUGUGGAUCUGCGGCAGCCAGCUGGUCGCACUCAACUUUCAGACACCAGACAAACCCAUGCAGUUGAACCAAGCGAUCUUCACCAUGAAUGGGAAGAGUGGGUAUGUUUUGCACCCUGACAUCAUGAGAGAAGAGAGCUUUGACCCUUUUGACAAGAACACUCUCAAGGGCGUGGAACCAAUCACCGUGCAGCUUCAGAUCUUGGGAGCACGACACUUGCCCAAGAAUGGGAGGAGCAUUGUUUGUCCAUUUGUUGAGGUGGAGGUAUGUGGAGCCGAAUACGACAACAGCAAAUACAAAACAGAGGUAGUGGCGGAUAAUGGGUUAAAUCCUGUCUGGCUCUUCAAGCAAUUUGUCUUUGACAUCAAUAAUCCCGAAUUUGCCUUUUUGAAGUUCAUUGUGUAUGAUGAGGACAUGUUCAGUGACCCCAACUUCCUAGCCCAGGCAACCUAUCCAGUAAAAGGACUUAAAACAGGUUACAGAUCCGUGCCUUUGAAAAACAGUUACAGUGAGGAGCUAGAGCUGGCCUCUCUACUUGUUCACAUUGAAAUAGUCAAUGCCAAGGAGGAAGACGAUGAGAACCUCUACUCGUCCAUCCAGCAACUACGCGACCGAACAAAUGAGCUUUCCAGUCAGGUGUCGAGUUUUGAACGGAACAAUGGCUGUGACUCCCGGUACCAGCAACAGCUGGAUGAGCUACGGGUUGCGCAGGAUCAGCUGAUGGAGCUAACCGAAGCUCGAAACAAACGACUCAUAGAAAAGAAAAAGAGAGACAGACUACGGCAACAAAUGGUGAACAAGAGAAACUAAAAAUUCAUGUGACUCUGGCAGCACCGAGGCUGCAGAUCGUUGAGGUGUCUAUCGGUUUCUAUGGAAACCCUCUGCAAAUUCGGCCUACAAUCAGGCAGUCCUGGAAAAUUUCUGUAUCAAGUCCAUUUAGCACGUGGUGUAAGCUGGCCUAAGCUUUUUGGAGAUGAUUUCAGAGAAUAAUGAUACAGCUCUGGUGCCUUUUCAAAGUUUUCUUUUGUUUCCCUUUUACCAUGUAACAUCCACAGAUGACCGAUUAUUUUUUUAAAAAUGUCGAUAUAAAGAAGAGGAACAAACACAUUUACAUCAGAUCUGAAACUUAGCACCACUUGAUUCUCAUGCAAAUAUGGUGAAGUUCAUUCAGCAUAUCCAGUUCUAUGGCGAUUUCUCCACCUCCUUUGCUGGUUCUUGCCCACACUAUCUAUAUGCUAGAAGUCAUACUUAUCAGGCAUUCUUCCUAUGUGUCAUGCUUAUUCCCUGUAAAUCUUUCCUCCUCAUACUUUGCAGAUGACACCACUAUAAUAAAAUGUCAAGGGAGACAUGCCCGUACAUUCAACAAAAAAUAAUGAAGGUGAUAUAAUGUCCCAAAAAACUAUGCAUCUAUGGCCAUGGUGAGGACAUUGAUGGUUGGUUAUUGUUUUACUCAUGGGGAUGUUUUGUUCUAACUGAGAGCCUCAAGCUCUGGAAUGAAAAGGGAACAACCUGUUUGGAAAAAGCAUUGACUGCUAUUUCAAAAUAAAACUUCAAUCUUUUUGCUUGCUAAGUAGUUCUCCAAUGAGAGCAUGGUUCUUUGUUUUUGUUCCUAUUAACAGGUUUUCCCACCCCUUCCAGCUAUCCACUAUUCAGGCCACGUCAAGGUUGGGGGUUGGGAGGCAGGCUCCUUCGCUGCCACCGACUGAUUCUGUCAAACAGACUGCUGGGAGGCGAGUGAGAACGGAUUUUUUUUUUUAAAGAAAAUUUUUAUUUUUCCAAGUUUCAAUUGUAUAAAGUUAAAAGGGUCCAUAAUGCCCGACGUACAGGUAGAACCGAGCACGAGCAUUAAUAAAUAAGAUGUAAAGGAAAAUAUGUAGCCCAGCAUUUAAGUUGACAUUAAAUACAUGAGUACGAGCAGAUUCAAUAAACUGUGUUAAUACUU